This is a messenger RNA of Aedes albopictus (Asian tiger mosquito), 1540 nucleotides long. RefSeq names its product adenosine 3'-phospho 5'-phosphosulfate transporter 2 (gene Papst2). Gene Ontology annotation, biological process: transmembrane transport. Gene Ontology annotation, cellular component: endoplasmic reticulum membrane; Golgi membrane. The record is from RefSeq and is a predicted model, not a curated record. The transcript has 3 exons. Bases 256 to 1401 code for a protein of 381 amino acids. Lineage: Eukaryota; Metazoa; Arthropoda; Insecta; Diptera; Culicidae. Gene Ontology annotation, molecular function: 3'-phosphoadenosine 5'-phosphosulfate transmembrane transporter activity.
ACCGUCAUCAAUCCAGCACUGCAGCCAGCCAGCAGCGAGAUCAGGGCUGCUGUUGGUCGUCGUUCCGUUCAUCGAUCCGGCAAUCCAGCGCAGCAAGUGGCCGCUCCGAACGUAGUGCUUGUGUUUUUGUCGUUUUCAUCUAAUAGCCCUUAAAAUGCGCUAAAUUACCCUGAGUAAGUACUGUUAAUUUCAACGUGAAAUUAUCGGAGAUUGGCGGCGUAGAUUCUGUGUCGUUUCUGCUGAGCGCAAUCAACCAUGUCGGUCUCAAAUCGAAACGGCGGUAGUGAGGUGAUCUACGUUGGUGAUAAGGGUUCUAACCGUCCACUUCGGAAUGCACCGAGCCCGGAUGAAGAUCGCAAGGAAGUGAAGAUUCUGUUCUUCGAUUUGACCUAUUACAACACUACGACACAGUUUCUGCUAUGCUGCGCUGGAGUCUUCGUCCUGUAUCUGCUGUAUGGAUACAUGCAGGAGCUGAUAUUCACCUUGGAUGGAUUCAAGCCGUAUGGCUGGUUCUUGACCUUGGUGCAGUUCGCGUACUACACCGUUUUCGGAUACGUUGAGCGAUCCAUGGAGAAGAAGAAAGUCCCCCGCUGCAUCCCGAUGAAAACGUACGUGUUGUUGGCAUUUCUCACGCUUGGAACCAUGGGACUGUCCAACUCCAGUCUCGGUUAUCUGAACUACCCGACACAGGUCAUCUUCAAGUGCUGCAAGCUGGUGCCGGUGCUGAUCGGAAGUAUUCUCAUCCAAGGCAAAAAACAUGGACCGUUGGACUUUCUGGCAGCAAUUGCCAUGUGCCUCGGGUUGACCCUGUUCACCUUGGCCGAUUCGCAGGUUUCACCGAAUUUCAAUCCGUUCGGAGUGCUCCUGAUUUCGUUGGCUUUGCUGUGCGAUGCAGCGAUCGGGAACGUCCAGGAGAAAGCCAUGCGAGAGCACAAAGCUCCAAACAACGAGGUGGUGAUCUACUCGUAUGGAAUCGGGUUCGUAUACCUGAGCGUAAUUAUGCUGCUGACGGGGAACCUCUUUACGGGGAUCAGCUUUUGCAUGAAGUACCCCGUCGAAACGUUCGGAUAUGCAUUUUUGUUCAGCCUUUCAGGCUAUCUAGGAAUACAAAUCGUUCUAACCUUGGUGCGAACGUGUGGUGCUCCUCUGGCUGCGACUGUAACAACUGCCCGAAAGACUGUUACCAUUGCCCUUUCGUUUGUGUUCUUCAGCAAACCGUUCACUAUUAAUUACCUAUGGUCCGGACUGAUUGUGGUGCUAGGAAUCUACCUAAACGUGUACAGCAAACGUAGCAAGCUGACUUUCUCCGACAUUAACCGGACGGCGGAGCGGGUCUACCGCAAACUGGUGCCUCACAGAGGUGGAUCAUCGAGUACCAAAAAGUUACUGCUAGAGGUUUAAUUUAAGGUGGUACCCCUAUUCCAAACUCAAUAGUGAUUUUAAGAAUUUUAGAACGGCAAGUCUGAUCGCUGACGGCUGAGUAAGUUGUAUUAUAUUCGAUCAAUUGGAAGGCUAGGUAAAAAGUAAUUUAUUUAUUGGA